Peromyscus leucopus (white-footed mouse) is the source of this 1477-nucleotide messenger RNA. RefSeq lists its product as uncharacterized. Gene Ontology annotation, molecular function: RNA ligase (ATP) activity. Gene Ontology annotation, biological process: response to reactive oxygen species. The coding region runs from base 33 to 1010 and encodes 325 amino acids. Lineage: Eukaryota; Metazoa; Chordata; Mammalia; Rodentia; Cricetidae. The transcript has a single exon. The record is from RefSeq and is a predicted model, not a curated record.
AGCGCUCUGGAGACACGGUGGGCGUGGGCACCAUGAGGCGCCUGGGCUCGGUGCAGCGGAAGAUGCCCUGCGUGUUUGUGACGGAGGUGAAAGCCGAGCCCUCGGCCAAGCGGGAGCAUCAGCCAUUUAAAGUUUUGGCAACUGAAACUCUAAGUGAAAAGGCGUUAGAUGCAGAUGUAUACAGUGCCAUUGCAACAGAAAAAGUGGAUGGAACAUGUUGUUAUGUUACUAACUACAAAGGUCAGCCAUACCUUUGGGCUCGACUAGAUAGAAAACCUAACAAGCAGGCUGACAAAAGAUUUAAAAAAUUUCUACAUUCAAAAGAAAGCUCAAAAGAGUUUCUUUGGAACACUGAGGAGGAUUUCAAGCCUGUCCCAGAGUGUUGGAUACCAGCAAAGGAAAUAGAACAACAGAAUGGGAAACCAGUACCUGAUGAAAAUGGACACAUUCCUGGUUGGGUGCCCGUGGAAAAGAACAGCAAACAGUACUGCUGGCAUUCGUCUGUAGUGAACUACGAGUUUGGAAUUGCCCUGGUACUACGGCAUGAUCCCGACAAGCCUGGACUUUUGGAAAUCAGUGCCGUGCCCCUGUCAGAGCUUUUAGAGCAAACCCUGGAGCUGAUAGGAACAAAUAUCAAUGGGAACCCAUACGGGCUAGGAAGCAAGAAAUAUCCAUUGCACUUUCUUAUACCCCACGGAGCCUUCCAAGUAAGAAAUGUGCCUACGCUGAAGCACAAUGACUUGCUGUCCUGGUUUGAAGACUGCAGAGAGGGUAAAAUCGAAGGGAUCGUGUGGCACUGUGGCGACGGCUGUUUACUUAAGGUCCAUCGCCAUCAUCUUGGUUUAUGCUGGCCACUUCCAGAUACUUACAUGAAUUCCAAACCAGUUAUUAUUAACAUGAACCUGAACAAAUAUGACUGUGCAUUUGAUAGUGAGUGUUUGUUUAAUCGGUUUUCAAAAAUAGAUAAACAGAAAUUUGAUAGGCUUAAAGAUAUAAUACUUGAUGUAUAAAAUGGAAAUAUAGUUAGAAUUAUUGCAAACAGUCUGCUAUUUUACAGAGGUUAAAAUAACUCAAGGGUCUAUUUAAUUUUGCUAGGUAUUUGACAAAAUAUGUAUAAAUUCUAAACAUUUAUGUAUCUGUAUUUAAAGAAACCAUGGGAUUUGAAUAUCUUAACACAAAAAUAAAUAUAAAAUAAUUCCAUCUGAAACUUCCAUUUUAAAUGGUAAAAUUGUUAAGCUUACCUUUAUGCUUUUAGAAAGUUUAAGACAUUAUAAAAAUAGGGAUAUCUAUCAGCUCAUUGUGCACUAUACAGUCAUAAAUUAUUCAUGUUUUCAAAAAUAUACUUUUCUACCAAGUUAAAACUAAAUAUGAUUUUAUUUUUAAGCAAAAAUACAGUAUUUUGAGAUGAAUUCUAUAGUUCAGAGACUUCUUGAUUUCCAGCUGAAACUUUUAAACUUAUAAAAUAGUUUUAAAUCUA